Molecule: messenger RNA, 546 nt
Organism: Rhincodon typus (whale shark)
Lineage: Eukaryota; Metazoa; Chordata; Chondrichthyes; Orectolobiformes; Rhincodontidae
Product: DCN1-like protein 2
Exons: 4
Biological process (GO): positive regulation of ubiquitin-protein transferase activity; protein neddylation
Cellular component (GO): ubiquitin ligase complex
Molecular function (GO): ubiquitin-like protein binding; ubiquitin conjugating enzyme binding; cullin family protein binding
Source: RefSeq, a predicted model, not a curated record
UUUUACUUUUCUUCACUUUUAGAUCCGCAAGAUGAAAACAAAAUAGGAAUAGACGGUAUUCAACAGUUCUGCGAUGAUUUAGGAUUGGAUCCAGCCAGUAUCAGUGUACUGGUUGUUGCAUGGAAAUUUCGAGCAGCCACACAAUGUGAAUUCUCAAAACAAGAAUUCAUAGACGGUAUGACAGAAUUAGGGUGUGACAGCAUAGAAAAACUGAAAAUCCUACUGCCAAAGUUGGAACUAGAAUUAAAAGAUCAAGCAAAGUUUAAAGACUUUUACCAAUUCACAUUCAACUUUGCAAAGAAUCCAGGCCAGAAGGGUUUAGACAACACAGAAAAUCUAAAGGAGGCUUGGGAACAAGACCUAGGCUGCCAGAUAACGAGGAGUAGGGAGAAGUGUGGAGGCAGACCUGCAGAAUCUUCAAAUGCAACAGAAUGCAAGAGGGGCAGAACUAAUUUUUCAAAGAUUUAGAAAUGGCAAUUGCAUACUGGAAUUUAGUACUUGCUGGGCGAUUCAAAUUCUUAGAUAUAUGGAAUAAGUUUUUAUUGG